AUGUCCCCCCUUUAUGGCAGUUUGAAACGUGCCCUCGGAUCUUCCCAAGUCGAACGGAAGUUGCUCACUGACGAAAAUGCUUCCCCGCACCCUUCGCCCUGCUUCUCCCCACCCUCCUCCCUGCUUCCCCCCAUCCUCUGCCCUGCUUCCCCCAAUCCUCACCCCUGCUUCUCCCCACCCUCUGCCCUGCCUCCCCCCACCCUCCGCCCUGCUUUCCCCCACCCUCCGUCCUGCUUCCCCCCACCCUCCGCCCUGCGUCUCCCCACCCUCCGCCCUUCUUCUCCCCAUCCUUCGCCCUGGUUCCCAACACUCUCCGCCCUGCUUCCCCCCACCCUCCGCCCUGCUUUCCCCCUCCCGCUGCCCUGCUUCCCCCAUCCUCCGCCCUGCCGCCCUCUGCCCUGCUCCCCCCACCCUCCGUCCUGCUUCCCCCCGCCCUCUGCCCUGCUUCCCGCCUCCCUCCGGCCUGCUUCCCCCCACCCUUCGCCCUGCUUCCCCCCGCCCUCUGCCCUGCUUCCCCCCUCCCUCCGCCCUGCUUCCCCCCACCCAUCGCCCUGCCUCCCCCCACCCUCCGCCCUGCUUCCCCCCACCCUCCGCCCUGCUUCCUUCCACCCUCCGCCCUGCUUCCCCCCACCCUCCGCCCUGCCUCCCACCACCCUGCGCCCUGCUUCCCCCCACCCUCCGCCCUGCUUCCCCCCACCCUCUGCCCUGCUUCUCCUCACCCUCCGCCCUGCUUCCCCCCACCCUCCGCCCUGCUUCCCCCAACCCUCCGCCCUGCUUCCCCCGUCCUACGCCCUGCUUCCCCCCGCCCUCCGCCCUGCUUCCCCUUGCCCUCCGCCCUACUUCCCCCCGCCCUCCGCCCUGCUUCUCCCCGCCCUCUACCCUGCUUCCCCCCUCCCUCCGCCCUGCUUCCCCCCACCCUUCGCCCUGCUUCCCCCCACCCUCCGCCAUGCUUCCCCCCACCCUCCGCCCUGCUUCCUUCCAACCUCCGCCCUGCUUCUCCCCACCCUCUGCCUUGCUUCCCCCAACCCUCCGCUCUGCUUCCCCUCGCCCUCUGCCCUGCUUCCCCCCGCCCUGCGCCCUGCUUCCCUCCGCCCUCCGCCCUGCUUCCCCCCGCCCUCUUCCCUGCUUCCCCCCUCCCUCCGCCCUGCUUCCCCCCACCCUCCGCCCUGCCUCCUUCCACCCUCCACCCUGCUUCCCGCCACCCUCCGUCCUGCUUCCCCCAACCCUCUGCCCUGCGUCCCCCCACCCUCCGCCCUUCUUCUCCCCAUCCUUCGCCCUGCUUCCCCCCAUCCUUCGCCCUGCUUCCCCCCACCCUCCGCCCUGCUUCCCCCACCCUCCGCCUGCUUUCCCCCUCCCCCCGCCCUGCUUCCCCCAUCCUCCGUCCUGCCGCCCUCUGCCCUGCUUCCCCCCCCCCCCCCUCCGCCUUGCUUCCCCCCACCCUCUGCCCUGCUUCCUUCCACCCUCCGCCCUGCUUCCCCCCACCCUCCGCCCUGCCUCCCCCCACCCUGCGCCCUGCUUCCCCCCACCCUCCGCCCUGCUUCCCCCCACCCUUCGCCCCGCUCCUCCCCACCCUCCGCCCUGCUUCCCCCCGCCCUCUGCCUUGCUUCCCCCAACCCUCCGCCCUGCUUCCCCCGUCCUCCGCCCUGCUUCCCCCUGCCCUCCGCCCUGCUUCCCCCCGCCGUCCGCACUGCUUCCCCCCGCCCUCCGCCCUGCUUCCCCCCGCCCUCUGCCUGCUUCCCCCCGCCCUUCGCCCUGCUUCCCCCCACCCUCUGCCCUACUUCCCCCAUCCCUCCGCCCUGCUUCCCCCCACCCUCCGCCCUGCCUCCCCCCACCCUCCGCCCUGCUUCCCCCCACCUUCCGUCCUUCUUCCCCCCACCCUACGCCCUGCGUCCCCCCACCCUCCGCCCUUUCUCCCCAUCCUUCGCCCUGCUUCCCCCGACCCUUCGCCCUGCUUCCCCCCACCCUCCGCCCUGCUUCCCCCCUCCCUCCGCCCUGCUUUCCCCGUCCCCCCGCCCUGCUUCCCCCAUCCUCCGCCCUGCCGCCCUCUGCCCUGCUUCCCUCCGCCCUCCGCCCUGCUCCCCCCCUGCCCUCCGCCCUGCUUCACCCCCCCCUCUCCGCCUUGCUUCCCCCCACCCGCCGCCCUGCUUCCCCCCGCCCUCCGCCCUGCUUCCCCCCACCCUCCGCCCUGGUUCCCCCCACCCUCCGCCCUGCUUCCUUCCACCCUGCGCCCUGCUUCCCCCCACCCUCCGCCCUGCCUCCCCCCACCCUGCGCCCUGCUUCCCCCCACCCUACGCCCUGCUUCCCCCCACCCUCCGCCCUGCUUCUCCCCACCCUCCGCCCUGCUUCCCCCCACCCUCUGCCUUGCUUCCACCAACCCUCCGCCCUGCUUCCCCCGUCCUCCGCGCUGCUUCCCCCCGCCCUCCGCCCUGCUUCCACCCGCCGUCCGCCCUGCUUCCCCCGGCCCUCCGCCCUGCUUCCCCCCGCCCUCCGCCCUGCUUCUCCCCGCCCUGCGCCCUGCUUCCCUCCGCCCUCUGCCCUGCUUCCCCCCGCCCUCUGCCCUGCUUCCUCCCUCCCUCCGCCCUGCUUCCCCCCACCCUCCGCCCUGCUUCCCCCCACCCUCCGCCCUGCUUCCCCCCCACCCUUCGCCCUGCUUUCCCCCAACCUCCGCCCUGCUUCCCCCCACCCUCCGCCCUGUCAACGGGAGUUGUAUUUGGCCCCGUCCUCGCUUGGGCGGAGCCGACCGUGGGAGCCACGAAAUUGUAG
Messenger RNA from Closterium sp. Yama58-4, 2763 nucleotides. NCBI's taxonomy places the organism in Eukaryota, Viridiplantae, Streptophyta, Zygnematophyceae, Desmidiales, Closteriaceae. The record is from the annotation of a GenBank genome assembly.